GAUUCCAAUCGCUCUCCCUUCAUUGGUGAACAUGGAGAAUGGUAAAUAUUCUUUUGUACGGCGAUCUAUCAAGGUUCACCUGGUUGACUACUGGGCAAACGUGCCAGGUCACGUGUCAGCGCUUCCAUCGUCUGUCAGCCACUUGCCACAUGAUGACGACCAGUGCGUGAUGGCCGAGAAGUCUGAGAGCAUCGAAGCUGAAACAAUUAGGGUCACCACCUUACAACUAGAUCUUGAGGAAAUCAAAAACGAUUUCCCGAAGAUACUUGUCAAGUCUGUAUUUGGUUGGGUGACCGAGGUAUGCCCCGACGAAGAAACCGAGCCAAACCAAGCUCCCAUCACUCAGACUGAGUUGAUUGAGCCGUCCUCGCCAAUGAAGCAGGUAGCGGUUUCAUCAUCCCCAUCAGUUCUCAGGCAGCUCAACUUUACUGAGAUUCUCGGUUCUCUGAACACUCAAAGCCUCGAGAGUAUCGCUUCUUCUGCUUCACGCCAGGGUCGUCAAGUAAAACUACGUCCACCACUCGUCGACUCUCUUGUCUCGCUAAUGAGACCUCUACGUGCCGAGCUGGAGUUGAUGGAGUUUGUCUUUGCGCCAGCCAAACUGCAUCUGAUCUCGCUUCCUGCAUUAGUCACCAUGAAGGAUGGAGGAUAUUCGUUUCUUCGGCGCCGCGUGAAAGUUUAUCUGAUUGAUUACUGUGCGAAAAAGCCUAAGGACGUGGAAGCUCUUCCAUCGUCUGUCUGCAAGCUGCCACAUGAUGGGUAUCAGUGCUUAGUGGGAGAGACGUUACUCGAGGCAACAGACUUCGCGCAACACGACACGGGUUUCACGAAUACGGAGUCUGGGUUUAGUCAUUUGGAGAAUGAUCAGGGUGAAGGGACCAAGCCAAAGCAACGUGAAAAUACCAAUGGUGAUUACGUCACACAAACUGCCUUGGCAGCCGAGCUCCCCGACAAAGAUAUCAGUAAUAUGGCAGACGCCAUGAACAGCAUAUCUCAGACAACAUCGAUGAAAGUCAAACCAUCAGACACAAUUCAGAUUGGCGCUGACGACACGACGCUGCUUUAUAAAGAUGAAUCCAAGAUGACAACUGUCGAAGAGAAAGUCAUUGAUUUGAGUCUCCAAUGUGCUCCACAGAUGACAGAGUCACUAGAGAAGGAAGAAUAUCUAUCCACCGCUUAUCCACUAAACAUAACUCUAGAAUCGUCAGGUACCGAAGGCCAACAGCUGGAGAUAACAGGCGAAGAAGCUGAAGUAUCAAUUAAUAGCUUAUCAACUGAUAUUGGAGUUUCACUGACUCCAAAUGAAUGGAUGGAUCAGGAGCUCCCCUCUGACCACACACCUCCGAUAGCUACUAAUGAUGUGGAUACUGGCAAAGGAGACCAGAAGCUCCUUCAUGAAUGCAGUCAAGCACAAAAGAAGGAGGCGAAGCGCAAAAAGCAAAGACCAAAAUCAUCCCGACGCAGAUCACAGAAAGAAAAUAAAGGCUGUCCGAAAAAAGAGAGCGAGUCAGAACAUACAGUAGAAGGAAGGAAGUACACCCUUCAGAACGCCAAGACCGAAGUGAGACUCGAUGACAAUGACGCCAUAAAUCCUAAGCAUAACACUUCUGUGACAGAGUCACCAGACGAAGGACGUGAUGAUAUCAGCCCUCAGACCCGGGGAGUAACUGGUCAUAAGACAUCGACAACUUAUGAAGCUGGUUCAGGUAUUGUGAACGUAGAAGGAAAACACAAAGAGAGUGACAAGCUGAACCCGCAGACAAAGCACAACAAGACGAGAAAGACCUCAAACAAGAUCGAUGCAGCGGCUGACCAAUUGUCAGUGCAAUCAGCUGAGUCAAAUGUCAGGGAAAGUGAGAAAGCGAAGAGAAAGGAAACCUUGUCCGUCGAGAAACCAGUUGCUUCAAAGAGACAGGAGACUGCGCCGCAUCGAUUGAAGAAGAAACCUUGUGUUGAAUCAGGGGACGUGCUGAUCAUCAGUACACAUAAAAGUAUAGCACCACCAUCAGGAAUAAAUGAAAGUGGUCGGCGUGUAAACGAGGCAGUAUUAAGCAAAAGACCCAAAAAAGUGAAACACCGCAAUAACGCAGAUGACCUACCAAGAAAAGGCCACGCCAGUGGAGUAAUGGCGAGGUCCAACACAUCAUCGAGCACAAGAAUGGGCUCAUACUCAACAGCAGCCCAAAAGGGAUCCGGGACGAAAGCCUAUGAACAAGACGGCCCAAGAUCAAUCAACAGCUUUGUAUUACGGGACGAAGGAAUGAAUUGUUACUCGCGGCUACUUGUCAAGGCAAACAUGGACCAAGGGGACGGAAGACUCCUCAUCCCAGGGGUGCAGUGCUGUUCCAUUGCUCUCUGCGCCAUUCUCAGGGCGACCGGUAAAAGCCCGUUAAUGUGGACUCCAGAAGACAUAGAUGACAUAAUAAUCAACGGGAUAGGAGACACAGGGAGACACAACAGAGGAUGGGUCUCCUUAAAAGUGCCUAUCUCCAUAUUGAUGAGAUGGAAGAAGAGAUAAAACUGCGUGGUCGGCACUUCAGGGUCAAGAAAAGCGAUGUCUUAUGUGGUAACGUCAUGAACGAUGGCAUAGACAAGAACAACCCGCUACCGGGCAUUAAGAGUAGCAUCGAAUCUUUAAACGAGUAUAAUAUGUUUAUUGUAAGGUACUUGUUAUACACAAUUGCCAUAUUUAAGACAUCGCAAACCUGGUUGUUGUUUGAUUCGCAUAAUCGCGACCAGAAUGGAUUUAGACAUCCUGACGGGAAGGCUGUUCUUCUGGAGUUCAAGACCCUUCGGAGUGUUGCCUGUUACAUAAGGUGGUUCGUGAGCUGUAACGGUUUAGGCCACGUGACGGGACCACGCCCGCUAGAUGAUCGGCAGUUGAGUUACGAACUGGCAGGCGUGAGAGUAGCUGUACUGAGCUGAACCAAAGAUCGUUUGGGCGUGGCAUUGAUAUGUAGUUUCUUUUCUGUUUCGGCAUUUAUCAUAAAUAAAAAUGUAUAUAUUUGUAUAUAGACAAUAAAGCACGUUUAAUAUUA
Nematostella vectensis (starlet sea anemone) is the source of this 3038-nucleotide messenger RNA. RefSeq lists its product as uncharacterized. The record is from RefSeq and is a predicted model, not a curated record. Bases 32 to 2518 code for a protein of 828 amino acids. Lineage: Eukaryota; Metazoa; Cnidaria; Anthozoa; Actiniaria; Edwardsiidae. The transcript has 3 exons.